Messenger RNA from Protomyces lactucae-debilis, 258 nucleotides. Its product is annotated as DASH complex subunit Hsk3 like-domain-containing protein. Gene Ontology annotation, cellular component: DASH complex. Gene Ontology annotation, biological process: attachment of spindle microtubules to kinetochore. The record is from RefSeq and is a predicted model, not a curated record. The transcript has 2 exons. Bases 1 to 258 code for a protein of 85 amino acids. NCBI's taxonomy places the organism in Eukaryota, Fungi, Ascomycota, Taphrinomycetes, Taphrinales, Protomycetaceae.
AUGUCUACGCGUCAAUCAUCUUCAGCGCAUCAGUCGCGCUCCUCGCUCGCUCCAGGUCAACACAAACAAAGACAACUCGCGCACCUCAAUGCGCAGCUCGCACAGCUCCAAGCACAUCUCGCAGACCUAGACGAUCAUCUACGCGUCACGGCUGUACAAUCUGGCGCGAUACGCAAAUUAGGUGCGCUUCAGGGCGGUCUCUUUAUGGCAGCGAGUCAGGUCCUUGUUGAGAAUGAAUUCGAGCAAAAGGAACGCUGA